This is a messenger RNA of Scutellospora calospora, 209 nucleotides long. The record is from the annotation of a GenBank genome assembly. Lineage: Eukaryota; Fungi; Glomeromycota; Glomeromycetes; Diversisporales; Gigasporaceae.
AUGACACCAAACAAUCAACGACGAUAUCGGAAAACCGCCAACGACGACUACAAACGAAACAAACGACGUAAUAAAGGAAAGAAUCCAACAAAUGCUGAUAUCACAGAAACACCUACGAAAAUACCAGAAAACGACGUUACCAAAAAAUCGACAACUACAAAUGAAAGUGAAAUAACAAAAACAAACCACCAACAAACGACGAGGCAUCA